CCCACUGAGGCAUCAAGUUUGUGAGACUCGCAACAGCUAGUUUGUUAAGAGGCUAUAGCUGAAUGUGCAGCAAAGACUUCAAGUCUAACUGCGCUCUUUGGUUUAAAUCACUCGUUUAGAGUUUAAUAAGAUGGAUAUGAAAAAGAGAAUUCACUUGGAGUUGCGAAACCGAACGCCAUCAGACGUGAAAGAACUUGUGCUCGACAACUGUCGGUCAAAUGAGGGCAAAAUUGAGGGCUUGACUGAUGAGUUUGUGGAACUGGAAUUUCUAAGCACAAUCAACGUAGGCUUAACGUCAGUUGCCAAUUUGCCGAAGCUAAACAAACUGAAAAAGCUCGAGCUUAGCGAUAACAGAAUCUCAGGGGGUCUUGAGGUACUGUCAGAGAAAUGUGCAAACCUCACCCAUCUCAACCUCAGUGGCAACAAAAUUAAAGACCUCAGCACCAUCGAACCCUUGAAAAAAUUGGAAAGCCUCAAAAGUUUAGACUUAUUCAACUGCGAGGUGACAAACCUGAACGACUACAGGGAAAAUGUUUUCAAGCUGCUCCCUCAGUUGACGUAUCUCGAUGGAUAUGACAAAGAAGAUAAAGAGGCUCCAGACUCUGAUACGGAAGCGUACGUUGAAGGGCUAGAUGAUGAUGAUGAUGAUGAUGAGGAGGGAGAAGAAGAGGAUUAUGAUGAGGAUGCAGCUCCAGGAGAUGAAGAUGAAGAGGAGGGAGAGGAGGAGGAUGAUGAAGAAGAGGGAGAAGAGGAGGAAGAAGAGGACAUCAGUGGAGAGGAAGAGGAGGAAGAGGAUUUAAAUGAUGGAGAGGUAGAUGACGAAGAAGAUGAGGCGGAACGGGGUCAGAAGAGAAAAAGAGAGUUGGAUGAGGAAGGGGAGGAAGAUGAUGACUGAACGUGCACUCCCCAUUUGUGACCUGACCGUUUAACCCCUGUAUAUCUGUCCUAUUGUCACUCUGCGAUGGUUUGGGGAGGUAUUCAAAUGGUAGGGGGUGGGCUUAGCAUAAACGAGGACACAGUUUAAAUAUUUGUUUUUAGCCUCAUUUUUUUGUUGUUGUUGCCGUUGUUGUUGUUUUUUCUUUUGGUUUGGUUUGUACUUUCAGUUUGAUUUCUUUCAUUUUCUCCAAAAGCUCUUCAUGGCUGACAACACCGUGUGGAAAUUUAUUAUUGUUGGAAAGACCAGUAUGCUCUUUGUAAUUUUCCCCUCUCUCUUUACUGUUGAUGCGUAAAUGCUGGUGAUGACUUAUGUAUUAAAAAACAAAAACAAAAAAAAAAACAACCAAAACC
This is a messenger RNA of Misgurnus anguillicaudatus (oriental weatherfish), 1287 nucleotides long. RefSeq names its product acidic (leucine-rich) nuclear phosphoprotein 32 family, member A (gene anp32a). Gene Ontology annotation, biological process: regulation of apoptotic process. Gene Ontology annotation, molecular function: histone binding. The record is from RefSeq and is a predicted model, not a curated record. Lineage: Eukaryota; Metazoa; Chordata; Actinopteri; Cypriniformes; Cobitidae. Gene Ontology annotation, cellular component: nucleus.